UAAUCAUCGAGGUCAAAGUGCAUCACUUAACUCCUGAUUGAACAAUUCUUCAGUCACCACAAUGAGACUUAACGUAGCGUUAGUGCUUUUAUUCAGAGAGAUUUUUUGCUACAAUUAUACAACCAAAUUCAUUGAUGUGCCUCUAGACCACUUCAGUUUUACAAACAAUGCGACUUUCAAGCUGAAAUACUUAAUCAAUGAUAGUUUUUGGAUCGACGAUGGUCCGAUAUUCUUCUACACGGGUAACGAGGGGGCUGUUGAGACCUUCGCCGAAAACACCGGCUUUAUAUUUGAUAUAGCCCCCACGUUCAAUGCUCUUAUCGUUUUCGCCGAACACCGAUAUUAUGGGGCCACCCUCCCGUUCGGUAACGCCUCUUUUAGCAACCCCGGUCAUUUGGGGUUCCUGACCUCAAGUCAAGCCCUCGCUGAUUACGUCUAUUUGAUCAACCACCUGCAAACAACCCACCAACGCUCCGAGUACUUAAGCAAAGUCCCUGUCGUUGCCUUUGGGGGCUCGUACGGCGGAAUGUUAGCAGCGUGGUUGCGAAUGAAAUACCCAGCGUCUGUCGUGGGGGCCAUUGCGGCCUCGGCCCCCAUCUGGCAGUUUCAGGGGCUCACCCCCUGCGAGAAUUUCAACCGGAUUGUUAGCAAUGUGUACAAAACGGCAGUCGACGACGACUGCAGUGCCCCCAUUCAAAAGUCGUGGAAAAUUAUAAGGAACAUCACAGCAAAUGACGACGGCAAAGCCUGGCUUACAAAAGCAUGGAAAUUGUGCUCGCCGCUCAAAAGCUCAGACAUUGAUGAUUUGCUUGAAUGGUAUUCGGAAAUUUUGGUCAACAUGGCAAUGGUCAAUUACCCAUACCCUACGAAGUUUCUGGCCCCCUUACCCGCAUUUCCGGUCAGAAAUUUUUGCUAUAAACUGACCGGAGAGAAAAUCACUGAUGAUAAGUCGCUCGUGACUGCGAUCGGUAACGCUCUAGAAAUUUACACGAACUUUACUAAAGCAACCAAGUGUAAUAACAUCAACCAAACUGCGGCGUCUUUGGGCGAAGAGGGCUGGGAUUUCCAGGCUUGUACCGAGAUGAUAAUGCCCAUGUGCUCGGACGAUAACGACAUGUUCGAAAACCAGUCUUGGGAUUUUAAAAAAUAUUCCGACAAGUGUUACACCAAAUGGGGGGUCAGGCAAACAAACGCCGAAUUACCGAUUUUGGAAUACGGGGGGAAGGACAUAACCGCCGCCAGUAACAUUGUUUUCAGCAACGGACUGCUCGACCCUUGGUCAAGCGGGGGCGUUUUAAGCAACAUUUCCUCUACAGUUUCCUCCGUCAUAAUCCCAGAAGGGGCGCACCACUUGGACUUACGCGGCGAAAAUCGCAACGACCCCAAAUCGGUCAUCGAAGCCCGUCAGUUUCACGUCAGCAGCAUAAGGAAAUGGAUCACGGAUUUUUACUACUCGCGCGAUAAAAACUACUUCAAAAAAUCGAUUUUCUUCAACAAGAUUACGUACACACAUGGAAACAACAUUUAGAACUGUAUAAAAAUUUAUUUCCUUUUCCUGGUAACAAACAAUAAAAUACUGAUACAAAUAC
Messenger RNA from Tribolium castaneum (red flour beetle), 1589 nucleotides. RefSeq lists its product as uncharacterized. The record is from RefSeq and is a predicted model, not a curated record. Gene Ontology annotation, biological process: proteolysis. Bases 62 to 1528 code for a protein of 488 amino acids. The transcript has 3 exons. NCBI's taxonomy places the organism in Eukaryota, Metazoa, Arthropoda, Insecta, Coleoptera, Tenebrionidae. Gene Ontology annotation, molecular function: dipeptidyl-peptidase activity; serine-type exopeptidase activity.